ACGAUGGUUUCGAUGGUUCAUAAGUGGUUUGGUUUUCAACUGAAGAACAUCUUCGUUCGGAAGAUUCCUCUAGUCUACAAGCACUUCAUGCAAUGAGGCUGAUAUUAGUCGCGGUUGUGGUUUUGAGAUUAAACUCAUAUAUCGUACUGGGUGUUCCAUUGCCAGCUUCUAAUGACCAGAUCGAAGUCAUUGAUCAAUUCGCAGAUCAAGAGCCAGAAAAAUUUAAUUGGAGUUACGUGUUGAGUGAUGGUCGCACAGUAUCUCAGAGUGGUUUCAUAAAGGAAUUGGAAGAUGGCGCUAGGGUGUUGGUGAUCACCGGCUCUUACAGCUAUAUUGCUCCCGAUGGUACGAAAUAUACCGUCGACUAUAGCGCUGAUGAGAACGGUUAUCAUCCUGUGGUUACCGUCGGAGAAAAUGUGCCACCGCUUCUUGGAUUGGACCACAAACUUCUUCUAUCUCUUGUGGGGUAACGGUUAAUUGUUGCAAUUUUUUACAUCAAUAUACAAAAGUAAGACUAAUCAUACCUUCAGUAAUGCAUAUCAUAUUCUUUCAUGUAAAUAAUUUGUCAUAAUAA
Molecule: messenger RNA, 574 nt
Organism: Wyeomyia smithii (pitcher-plant mosquito)
Lineage: Eukaryota; Metazoa; Arthropoda; Insecta; Diptera; Culicidae
Product: larval cuticle protein 9-like
Exons: 3
Coding region: 93-470 (125 amino acids)
Cellular component (GO): chitin-based extracellular matrix
Molecular function (GO): structural constituent of chitin-based larval cuticle
Source: RefSeq, a predicted model, not a curated record